Molecule: messenger RNA, 2037 nt
Organism: Helobdella robusta
Lineage: Eukaryota; Metazoa; Annelida; Clitellata; Rhynchobdellida; Glossiphoniidae
Exons: 3
Coding region: 1-2037 (678 amino acids)
Source: RefSeq, a predicted model, not a curated record
AUGCUGGUGUUGUUGUUGGUGGUGCUGUUGUUGGUGGUGGUGUUGUUGGUGGUGGUGUUGGUGUUGUUGUGUGUAGUCUGUUUGUCUUCGAGAGCAACCAUGAAGACUUACCCUUGUGGACACAGGGUGGUCUGCAGGAAAUGUUUCGUGAAGACCAUCCAAACGGCGGUUUCCGAAAGAUGUUUGCCUCUCAAAUGUGUUGUGUGCAGAGCCAAGAUACUCAAAUUAAAACAGGUUGAUCCAAAACACGACGACGAUCGAAAGCCACGCAAACAUUACCACUUGCACCAGCAUCAGCAAACCUUGCAACAAUGUUGCAACAACCCAGGCAACAAUCAUUACUACAACAGAAGAUCUGUCUACAGUCUGCCCUCUCCAUACCAAACGAUCGCUCUUGCCACACGCAAGUCUCGCCACAGAUUCCCCGGAGACACCUCGCAUUCAACUUCGUCCGCCAUAUUUGUUGCCACAACACCAGUUCUCUUGACUUACAACAAUAAUGACAGCAACAUCGGCGGUAGCAACAUCAACAAUAACGCAACAAAUUUUACGAGCGCAGUUGAUGAGACGAGCAACGAGAACGCUGGCAACGGUUAUGUUUGCGGUGGCUUGGCAAGUUCUGCAUCUAGCAGGAGUCACAGCUACGUUAACCACCAUAACAAAUCUAACGGCGUACCAAGCAACGCAUGUAAAGCGCCCAACAACAAAACAUCAACCAGCCAUAAACUACAACAACAUUCCGUAGACCACCAAAACAAUAACUCAACAAGCAGCGCAGCAAGCAACAAUAACAGUUCUUAUAGCAUUGGCAACGGACACUGCAACGGUGGUUAUCAAAGUUCAUCUUCGACUAGCAUUUCUUCAAUAACCAAAACAACAUCAGCAACAACAUCCAAUAUAACCACGAUUAGCAAAUACACAAAAGGAAAUGCUGCGAAACAGAAUAACACGCCAUCCAACGGCAACUUCAACAGCGUUCAACAGCGACAGAAACACCAGCCACAUCACUCACAGCAUCAACAGUUAAUUAAAAUCCCUCCUCCUCCUCCCGUGCACAAGAGAAGAUCUGGCGAGAAGAGAUCAUUAUCGUCAUCCUCGACCACAAUCACGUCGUCAUAUUUCGCCGCCACAACUCCAGAUUUCAACAACAAUUUUAACGGCAAUGAUAAUUUCUGCAAGGAUGCAAGCAGUGGCAGCGUUUUAGCUCAACAUCAACUAAUGCUGGCCAUAAAUCAUCACUCUAAUCCUGCUUCCAGACUCAUUCAUUGUGUUGUCAGCGAUGUAAAUAACAAUAACGCCAACAAUAAUAGCAACGCUAACAACCUCAACAGCAACAACAGCAAUGACAUCAUCAACAACGGCAUCAGCAACAACACCAACAACAACAACAGCAACAGCAGCAUUAUAACAACGAAGAACAACGUUCAAUCGAGAGAUAAUGUGAUUAACAGUAUUAACACUUUCAACGACUUGACUGACAACAAUCGAAAAUCGGCAAGCAACAUAACCAACCACAACUACAGUUACACUAUUAAUUUGAGUAAUUUUCCUCUUACUCUCAACAACAACAAUAACAUUAAUAAUAACAAUAAUGCCAACAAUAAUAAAAUGAUGAAUAGCGAUGCUUAUAAUUUCAAGAAAUGCAACUUAUGCCAGCAACAGGUCAUGUCUAAUGGAAAGAACAACAACGCUCACUUUCAACGAUGCCCUCAUACAAACAUGAAUAACAACAACAACAACAUUAAUAACAAUAAUAGUUCAAACGCCAACAAGGCACCAGCUCAUAGCAGACUGUUGCAACAUCAGCUGGUGUACCCUGCUGAAUCGGCUCCCUCCACAGCGAAGCAUCUCAGUAAGAUUAAUGGAUGGGCUGAUGUCUGUGACAACAUUAGCAACAACAUCAACAACAGUAACGUCAACAACAACAACAACAACAGCAAUUACUAUACCAGCAACAACAACGCACUUUUUUCCACUCCUCCGUCAACGUUUAAAAUAUUCUCCGUUGGAAAACGAAAACCGAAAGCUAUGAAUUAA